Messenger RNA from Cuscuta campestris, 1367 nucleotides. The record is from the annotation of a GenBank genome assembly. NCBI's taxonomy places the organism in Eukaryota, Viridiplantae, Streptophyta, Magnoliopsida, Solanales, Convolvulaceae.
GGAAGGGACAAAAGGAGAGAAAAGAAAAAGUCGCAAGCUGUCACGCAGCCACACAAUUAGCCACAUUUUCCACGCUCAACAUUGUUAAAUACUCCAACCCUUCUUUCUCACCCGUUCAAAGUCUCCACUAGUUUUCCCCAAACCACGCCAACCUCCUCCGUCUUCUCUCUCUCUCUCUCUAUCUCUCUCUCCCUUCAACCCCCCUUUUUUUCUGGAGUUUUCUACAGGCCGGAUCGAACCUGCCAUGGAGAUUCCCGAUUUGAACAUGAUCAGCGAUUUCGAAGCCGGCGUGAAAUGUCUCCAGAACCCAUCUCUGAUUUCUAGCUCUCUUCCGAUUUCCGGGAUCGGCCGCAGUUUCUGGAAGUGGGGAGCUCUGAUUCUCGCCCUGGUUGCGACUUUCCGCGGCAUAAUCCGCCGGAUUAAGCUUUUCUUCUUCUAUAUCCGCGCCGUCAAGCCUUCCGUGGAGCCUCUGCUUCAGUAUCUGAGCGAGGACUUCGAUUUCUCCGACUCCGACGGUGAAGAAGACUCCUCGUGUUCUUCUUCGGAAGAGGAAGAGGUAGUCCGGCGGGCUACGACGUCGUUUGCCGGCCGUUUGAGAAAUCGACGGCGGCGGGAGACCAGCGUCGUCGAAAGGUUUCCGUGGUCUGGUUUCGCGUCCGGCGGGAAGAGUGUGGUGAAGCUCUGGGAUAAUCUGGCUGUGGGUUACGAUUUUGAUGCCGAGGUUUUUAUGAGGGAGGUCUACACCGAUCUGAAUCUAACGAAUAAGGUUUUCCCCGAAUCUCGAAGGUCGACGGCGAUGGCGUCACCGGCGGUGGUCGUUUCAUCGGAGGUGAUUGGGAGCAGAAACGACGUCGUUGUAGCCGCUUAUGAUACCAGACUAAAGGGUAGAUCUCCGGCUAUAUGUGCGGAGUGGCAGACGCCGGCGAAGAUUAGUGUCGACGUCAAUGCCGCCGGCGUCGAGAGGGUGUACGUCGAAGAUCGCGCCGCCGGCGUAGUCACGGUCGGGGACUUGAGAAACAUGAAGACAGCGCUGGGAGAAUUAACGGAGGUUAACGUCGAAACGUGGUGGGACGCCGGCGCUUUAACUGCCGACGAUGCGUGAUGUAAGGAUGAGCUGUCAUCCUCAUCUGUCAAGUUUGACGGAGUGGCGCACAAUCAGAAACAUGAAAUGGCGAACUCGAAUUAGACCAAAUGAAAUGUGAUAUUUGAUGGGAACUUAGCUUUGUCGCUUUGUCUGUAAAUGUUUACCCCGCAUUUAUUGUAAUUUAUUUUUGAACAAUUUACCUGACACAUUGAUAAUCUUUGAUUCUUCAACCACCUACCAACAUUUAUUGUAUUCCGUUCCUAAAUGAAAUUUAAAAGCUUUA